Molecule: messenger RNA, 690 nt
Organism: Halteromyces radiatus
Lineage: Eukaryota; Fungi; Mucoromycota; Mucoromycetes; Mucorales; Cunninghamellaceae
Product: calmodulin
Exons: 6
Coding region: 125-574 (149 amino acids)
Molecular function (GO): calcium ion binding; enzyme regulator activity
Source: RefSeq, a predicted model, not a curated record
UUUUUCUUUUUUUUUUUUCUUUUUUCUUUUUCUUUCUCGUAUUUUCUUUUCUUAUUAGUCUCUUUUUUAUAUUUUUUUUUUUGACUCUUUUUUAACUUCAACAACUAAUUUUAUCUUAUUUAUCAUGGCUGAUCAACUUACUGAAGAACAAAUUGCCGAAUUCAAGGAAGCUUUCUCAUUAUUUGAUAAGGAUGGUGAUGGUUCCAUUACCUCCAAAGAACUUGGUACUGUCAUGCGUUCUCUCAACUUGAAUCCUACUGAAGCCGAACUUCAAGAUAUGGUCAAUGAAGUUGAUAGUGAUGGAAAUGGUAUGAUUGAUUUCAGUGAAUUCUUGACUAUGCUUGCUAGAAAAAUGAAGGAUACAGAUUCUCAAGAAGAAAUUCAAGAAGCAUUCAAGGUGUUUGACAAGGAUGGAAAUGGUUAUAUCUCUGCGGCUGAAUUACGACACGUCAUGACUUCUCUUGGUGAAAAACUUUCUGAAGAAGAGGUUGAUGAAAUGAUCCGAGAAGCUGAUGUGGAUGGUGAUGGUCAAAUCAACUAUGAAGAAUUUGUCAAGAUGAUGAUGUCCAAAUAAACUCUGAUACACUAUGCAUAUUUAGCUAGUUAGAAUUAUAGUCUUUUCAUUCUUUCCCUCCGUCUCCCUUUUUUUUUUGUUUUUUUAAAAUCAAAUAAACUUUUAUAUACAAUCUU